Molecule: messenger RNA, 2430 nt
Organism: Echinostoma caproni
Lineage: Eukaryota; Metazoa; Platyhelminthes; Trematoda; Plagiorchiida; Echinostomatidae
Source: the annotation of a GenBank genome assembly
AUGUCUGGUACCCAAAAUCUUACUAACGUUAAUGUUAUGAGCACUGGAGGCAUUUUGUCCGUUUUUGGACUUCCGGGUCUUUGUCGAUUAAGACGGGUCGCCCAGUCUAAGAGUGUACCACCUUCUGGACACUCCCUUACUGGCAUCUGCAUGCGAACGGGACCUCAGGGUGCUCGUCUGCAUGUCGUUAAGAUCCAAAAAUCACUUCUCAAAUCAGAGGAAGCUCUGGAUACGAUUGACGUAUAUCCGUUGCUAAACAUGAGUCCGGGGGAAAAAUUAAAACUGGAACUGGCCAUCAAAAUCCUCAAUGAUCCGACUCAUCAAUUUAAUCAUGAGAUGGUUGAUUCAACGUACGGAAUCGAACUGCCAACUCUGGAACCGAUCGAGCGGUGCAAGUUGAUUCGUAUGGAGCGAGUCGAGCCCAAGGCUGGGGCGGUGAUAGAUCUAAUCCAGCGUGGAUGCAUUCCACCGAAUGCCCAAAUCCGAUUCGAUCCGCCGGUAAUGCGAAGUCGCAAGGCGCAGAUCCACGAGGCUCAUGAACGUAUCAUCCGUCCGUUACUUUCGAUUGACGGCCAGAAACCUGAAAAUUGGCAAUUUAGACCUCAACGCAACAAGGCUCCUCACAAGGGCAAAAAGGAUGUCCCCAAAAUCGAUAUCGGUGAGCCACGGCUGGCCAUUAAUCACCGUGAAGAUUCCACAAACGAUUGCUUCACGAAAGAGGAACCUAUGAAAGUGGUGAAGAAAACCUCAGCAUUUCUCACCGAAUCGGCUGAUAAUGAAAAAUUUAACUUGCGACAACCUCAUACGACACCAACAACAAAUACACCAUCAACCAUAGGUCACUGGAUCACAAUGAAAGGUGGAAUAAUACAAAAGGACACCGCAGAGUUUGCCAGUUUCCAGCAACAGUAUCGAGCUCACUGGAAGAAGAUUAUGGUUCACUACCGUGUUAAAUUUGGUGUUUGCAUAUUUUGUGCACAAAGACUGGCAGAUAUUGCUGUGAAAUACGCCAACUAUAUCAACCGGGUCUCCCAUGCAACAUUGUUGAACUGUGUGGAAGAUGCUGAGGAAGUAGCUCGUCUCAUGAUGGAACCAGAGCUGGGGGGAAACUGGGAAUUCAUUGAAAAAUCCAGUCACGUGCUAGUUCACGUUCCUUCAUUGGGUUGUUCAGAAGAAGUUCGUCGACGAUUUCGUGACGUGGGUGAGAUGGAAUAUGUCGAGAGCAGACAAAUCGCUCGCUUAUGCGAAAUUCGCACACCACCGCUUUGUCUGUCAAGUCUGUUGAAGUACAGUCCUCGGGCCCUCGAUCACAUCAAGAAAUUCAUUGCCGGGCGACCGGCCUUACUUGUUCCCGGCCAGGAAAGUCAUCCGGAUGACUUUGCGGUUGCCCAUGAACUGCAAAUUCCAGUAUGGACUUCCAAGCCUAGUAUUACGCGUCUUUUAUCCCUGCAAUCAACUGCGAGACGAAUAGUUGCACAAAUUGAGGAGAACGAUAGCCUAGAUGAUAUAGAGGACGACGGAAGGAAGACUAGAGUCGUUGGAUCCAGUGUGUCUCUUUUGAGUUCAACUUGGAGGCAACGAAGCAAUGCGAAGGAUUUGCGAAGAAAAGUUCUUGAUAGCGCUCGAGGUUUUGGGUCAGGGAGUGCUGGAACAAAAGGAGAAACGGGUACAGUAAAACAAAGUAUUUCACAGCCACCUGGUGAUUGCAAUGUGUAUACUCUGGAACAUCUACAUGAGUCUUUGGCCGAGUUGAUCACAGCGCAUUUACCAACCAAAUAUUGGUUGCUGAAAAUCGAUAAUGCCCUUGAAGGGCACGGGACCGCAAAGUUAUGUGUUGAACAGUUGCGUUCAUUUUCAUGGGCCAAUGAACAACGUCAGUGGUAUGGGCCGACAAAGUGGGCCAAAAAGUGGGCCCAGGAGGCCUCUUAUCUUCGAAUUUUGUCGGAGAUACCUGAAUGGUUGGAACAAACAAUGCAACUGACAUCAACAAAAAUCUAUCCGAAUACAAAGUCAUUUUUACAAGCCUUUAUCGAAACUGGUGGAGUAAUUGAGGCAUGUCCACCGGCAGAUCAUUGGACAAAUAUCACAGUGUACAUGGCAAUCAUGCCGAACGGACAAAAACGAGUGCUAGGGAGCGCAGAUCAGGUGCACUGUGGGAAUGACUUUUCCGCUUGGGGUGCUACAGAACGAACAAAUGCUCUGGGUCACUGGUAUUCGACCGGGUUACGCGGAUGGACUGGCCAUGAUACAGUUGGUGCUGUUUGCUACNCUACUGCUGGGACAUUCUGGGUCAGAUCGGAUACCGGAAUGCAUCAGCUACUUGCCGAGGCUCCGUGCGAUUCGAACGAGGUCAACGAAAUGAAACUGGUACGCAUUGAAGGUAUCAAGAAUGUUUUCGUAGCUCAGAUUAUUCUGUUUAUUUACUUCUAG